Molecule: messenger RNA, 1110 nt
Organism: Neurospora crassa OR74A
Lineage: Eukaryota; Fungi; Ascomycota; Sordariomycetes; Sordariales; Sordariaceae
Product: prefoldin subunit 6
Exons: 4
Coding region: 200-580 (126 amino acids)
Biological process (GO): chaperone-mediated protein complex assembly; protein folding
Cellular component (GO): prefoldin complex; cytoplasm
Molecular function (GO): protein-folding chaperone binding
Source: RefSeq, a predicted model, not a curated record
GCGAGCUCAGUUCCCCGGAAUAGAAACCUCCAAAUUCCCCAUACUGGAGCUCAUCUGUGUUUCUUGUUCCUGCAUUUUGAUCCAUCAUCUUCCCUCCCUCACUGUGUCCAAACCCUUUUUCAGUUUUCGAACGUCAUCGCCUAGUAACUUUUCAGCAUAACCCUGUCUCUCACUUCACAUCACCCUCAAAGAAGCAGCCAUGGCCAGCCCCCUCCAACUAAAGCUCCAAGCUCUCUCUGAUGAGUAUCAAAACCUGAACAAAGAACUCCAAGAGACUGUUCUCGCCAGACAGAAGCUCGAGGCUCAGAAGCAGGAAAACGUCAGCGUGCAAAAUGAGUUCGAGAAGCUCAAGGAUGACGAGCAGAUCUUCAAGCUAGUGGGCCCGGUGCUGCUCAAGCAGGACAAGAUGGAUGCAGAGAACACAGUCAAGGGUAGACUGGAGUUCAUCAGCAAGGAGAUCACUCGCUUGGAGGGAGUCAUCAAGGAGACACAGGGCAAGAUUGAGAAGAAGAGGACAGAGAUCAUUCAGGUCCAGACGAGCGCCCAGGCUGGUGGUGCCCCUCAGGCCGUCAAGGCUUAGACCUAAUGAAAUCAGUUACGGAAAGAAUGUCCACUAUACCCAAUCGAGAUCAGGCGCAGGUACGAUUCAUCACACAGCGCUCCGGGGAAACUGUCUCGUGAAUGCAGUCAUAGGUCGAUUUCUUUACCAAACGGUAAUUAUUACGUGAUGUAUUCAUUGAAGAUUCCCCCAAGAUACCCCUUGACGCCUUGCUCUAAAAUCGCUGAAUGGGGAUAACCAAAACACAACUUACACCCCCCUUCUCCCUGACCCUUACUCAUCCACCCACCGACAGACCGCAGCUUCUCAUCCUGUCUAGUAUAACCUCAGUUCAGCGCCAUAAUUGUGAACCCCCACGGCAGCCCCAUAUUCUUGCAACUUCGGCCACUAACCCAUGCCACACUAUCACUCGACAAAUCCUCGCCCGCCGCAUUCAGCGAGAGCAGACUACUCCCGCCCUGCUGGGACGCCCGAUCCGGAUCCUCCACCAUUGCCACCACAAAGCUGACCAGCUCGUCUUUGGUAUAACAAUGGCUCAGCAAGGACGUCGC